Carya illinoinensis is the source of this 1184-nucleotide messenger RNA. Its product is annotated as protein ARV 2. The coding region runs from base 321 to 1064 and encodes 247 amino acids. Lineage: Eukaryota; Viridiplantae; Streptophyta; Magnoliopsida; Fagales; Juglandaceae. The record is from RefSeq and is a predicted model, not a curated record. The transcript has 11 exons. Gene Ontology annotation, cellular component: Golgi apparatus; cortical endoplasmic reticulum. Gene Ontology annotation, biological process: sterol metabolic process; regulation of plasma membrane sterol distribution; sphingolipid metabolic process.
AUGUCUUUAUGUGUUCCAAACCUCAGUCCGAAACAGGAAAUAUGGUCGACUCUUGUCCUUUCUUCUUCCUGUAAGCACUUCUCUACCCAACUGUGCGGCUGACCCAAUCCAAAAUUUCUUGAAAGAUAACCAACACCUUCAUAAUUCUAUACCUAUUCUGAACAAGGAAUCAAGAUCACAACCGGUACAAGUUCUAGUUCUUUAGAAAUUCCAAAUCAAUUCAGCCUCAGAAAGUGCCAAGACUAGACUUCUCUCUUGUUUCCCUCUCGCUCUCCCUUUGUUUCUUCGAUUUCAACCCCUUCCACAAAUCGAACCCAAGAAUGGAUAGAAAAAGAGAGAUGGAUUACAGGUGUGUCCAGUGCGGGUUUGGGAUCAAAACAUUGUUCGUGCAAUACUCACCCGGGAACAUCCGACUCAUGAAAUGUGAGAAUUGCCAAGUGGUUGCCGAUGAGUACGUCGAAUGUGAAACCAUGAUUCUUCUAAUUGAUUUGAUUCUGCACAAACCCAAAGCAUAUAGACAUUUACUUUAUAACGUGCUCAAGCAAGAAUCUCCAAAAUUCAAGGGUUUAUUGUGGAAAUUAACUAUUGGUUAUCUUCUUUUGGAUGUUUACAGGUGCCUUGUUUUAGAAAGUGGUGAUGAAGAGUGGGGUUUGUCCACAAGCUUUUCUUCAUUAGUUUGGAUCUGUCGAAAGAUGUUCACAGAUGUCUUUCUCGGGAACUUCAUGUUACUUUUUACUUUUCUUCUUGUGAUGAAGAUAUAUCCGAGCAGAUGUGCUGGAACCCCAUGGUGCAAAGACUUUUUGCUUGCAAUCUUGGUAUCAAGUUACUUUAAGAUAUUUCUUGUUGCCAUGAUGGUCUGGGAGUUUCCAUCAUCGGUGAUUUUCAUUAUUGAUUUGUUUGUUUUAUCAUCCAACACCAUGGCAGUAAAAGUGAUAACUGAAUCAGGGAUGAGUAAAUGUAUAGGAGCCUGCUUCAUUGCGCAUGCUGUUAAGGCCUUAACCUCUCAGGACUCCUAUUCUCCUACCGAUGUAAUGGCAGUGGGUGGGAUUAGCUGGCGCGUAUAAUUUAUAUGUGAAUUCAAACUAGUCAAGUCAAUAUGAAAUAGAUUUGUAUAUUAUGUUAUCUGCCCAUCGAAGUUGAAUUGGCAUCCUGAUUCACAAUUUCAAUUUGUACUGUGCUCUCAA